Symbiodinium natans is the source of this 1314-nucleotide messenger RNA. Lineage: Eukaryota; Dinophyceae; Suessiales; Symbiodiniaceae. The record is from the annotation of a GenBank genome assembly.
AUGGUUCCUUUUCACCAGACGGUCUUGAAGCUGAAGGCCUGGGUGCGAUCCAAUGGCCGCUUGCCGGCCCAGGGCACAGAGGGAGAAGAGAGGACGCUGGCGAAUUUCCUGAACCGGCAGCAGCAGUGGAUGGCGGGUCGGGGCUGGACGGCGUGCAGAGGCGCACCAUACCCAGCUGCUAAGCGUCGGCUACUGCAAACGGUGCCCAAGCUGUCGGCGCGCAUCCGUCACUGGGAUGCCUUGAAGGCGCAGCGGAAGAGGGCUGCAGCCAAGCCGAAGGCAAGCGAAAGCAGCCAGCGUCGUGAGUUGGAGGAAAGGUUCUGCACAGAGUCGAAGCUGGCAAAGACGAAGGGUCUGCCCACGCUGGGCUCCGCCACGACCAAGGCUAGUCGAUACUCAGCUGCUUUUGUCGAGACGAUCUUGAAGGCGCCUGCUGCUUAUCCUCACUGGGCUCGGAAGCUCCUGAAAGAAGAUGGGAUGGCUGCCUCAGGGCUUUCUGUUGGCGUGAAUUUGUCCAUGAGAAAAGGUUACUCAGUGAACAGGUCGAGCAUGGAGCGCCAUCGUGGCUUGAUCCAGGCUCUCUGCCGGAUUGCCACAGCAGUUGCGCCCAAAGUCGCCUUCACCACCAUCCAGAUCAACAAGAACUUUGCGACAGCACUACACUGCGACGCCAGCAACUUGGGCCCAUCGUUGAUUACCUGCCUCGGGUCCUUCAGCGGUGGCGCGCUCUACAUCCACGGAAAGGUGAACGUGAGUGGCCGCUCCUUCGAGUUCGAUGGGAACAUCCCUCACGCGACUUGCCCUUUCCAAGGCGAGCGAUUCUGCAUCAUCUUCUUCGUGAACCAUGGAUACGCAAAGCUUCCGGCGCAGGACGUCUCGUACCUGAAGAGCUUCGGCUUCAAGUGGCCAAAGCGAGGGCUCAAGAAGCCGGACUACGGCCCAAGGGCUGCCCGCUUGCUGGCUGCAGCUGCCGCCUUGCCCAAGUACUUGGCAAGCUCUGGGCGCAGCAAGGCCAAGGAGCAGCGUCGGCAGCGCUUGUGGUACUGGCUGUUCAGCUUGAAAACAAACCGUGGCGGUCACGACUGGAAUGAGCAGAAGGCGACGUUGCAUAGAACGCAGAGCCUCCCCAAGGCCCUCGCUGGCGCCUCCUUACUCCCGGGUGCCAACGGCGCAGAGGCCUCGCCGUUCCACGGCUUAGCCACGCGUCGCUUUGGCGAGGACUCUGGCUGGGACGGGCGCAUGCGCGGCUCAACGCUGGCGCGGCGGAAUUGGGCCGGCACUUGCCCGGACAAGGACAGCAAGGUGCGCGUGUGA